Coniophora puteana RWD-64-598 SS2 is the source of this 1819-nucleotide messenger RNA. RefSeq names its product DnaJ-domain-containing protein. The record is from RefSeq and is a predicted model, not a curated record. Gene Ontology annotation, molecular function: protein-folding chaperone binding; misfolded protein binding. Gene Ontology annotation, cellular component: endoplasmic reticulum. NCBI's taxonomy places the organism in Eukaryota, Fungi, Basidiomycota, Agaricomycetes, Boletales, Coniophoraceae. Bases 642 to 1754 code for a protein of 370 amino acids. The transcript has 4 exons.
GGCAUUUGGCUUGCUGGGCACGCUAUAGGUGAGCGUCGACUCUGAUUGUUUUCUCUGGCGACGAUGCUUUAGUAAAAGGGUCGAUCUCAGCCUGGCACCUCGCGUCCUGUUCAGACCUCCCGAGCCCUUAACGCGUUCGUUAAACGGUGUCCUGCAAAAGACCUCUGCAGGGCAUUGUAAGGCCGGACCGACAUAUAUUGGCUCUCUUUUAGGCUGGUGCGCCGCGAGCCCAAGGCGCACUAGCAAAGGCAGAGCCACCACACCUCGGCGCGCGUGUGCCGCUCUCCCGUCGCGUUUCAUACGCGCACGGAGGAGCUGGUGCUGCCGCCGCGGGCAACAUCCUAGCCGAGCCUGCGCAGCGAGCUCUAUCUGCGCAGGUGGUCUCCGGACGUGGUUGCCCUACGUUGCCCAAAGCUCCACGGAGACGUGGACGCAUAUUCAAUAGCGCCGCAGCUAGAGAACGACGCUGCGUGCGCGUGGUUAUAUGCGCACAAUGCAGGCGCGGUUGUCUAGACGGGCGUGGGGUGUGCCGCUGAGGAAAUGAGAUCCAAUCUUCCUGCUCUGCAGACCUGAGCCUUCUUUCUCAUUCUCAUCACGUCUUACUCGAAGCCGAAGAAUGCUAACACCUCCGUUUGCAGUUCAUGUCUACGGCCAUCUUUCGGUUUCUCAGCUGGACAUACCUCCCCGACUUCGCCACCCGGCAAAUACUCCGCGUGGGACAUCGGGUAUACCCCACGAUUCUGCGUCGUGCCCCUCCCGCCCCGCGGACUGCUGCAUACGUACGCCAUUACCGCUUCACUUACGCCGCCGUUGUCCUAUGUUACCUCCUAUACAAUUUCUUCGAUGCCUCAAGUGAUCUGCCUCAAAACUUCUAUGAGCUUCUUGGCAUAUCCCCGGACAUUGGCGAGGGAGCCCUCAAGGCUGCUUUCCGCACUUUUGCCAAAAAGCAUCACCCAGACCGCGCGGGUGCAGACGCGGAAGCUUUCUUCAUUCAAGUGAGAGAUGCAUUCGAGGCAUUGAAAGAUCCAGUCGUACGGUUCGCAUACGAUAGAUUUGGUCCUGAUGUCCUUCUCUGGACUGAUUGCGUUACAACACGGGAUUACUUCCGACGAGGUCUUUUGAGCUCAUCGGGAUACCAUAUCGUAUCCGCCGUGAUCCUUGUAUUGUUAUCCGCUAUCGGGAAGCCAAACCCCAUCUCCUCGUGGCGUUACUUCCUCUUCGUAGGCCUUUUUGCUUCUGAGCUGUUCUUGUUGGUGUCGCCAUCUCCUUCAGCGGCGACCCCAAGUUCCUUUAUCGACAGUGCUUCUUUGGAAUGGACAGUCCUGAGUCUCCUGUUCCCAAGGCGGGUCGUAUUCCAGCAUGUCAUAUUCCUGCAUCAGGUCUUCUUCUUCCUUUCAAUCGCCUCGAGUCGCGUUGUGCCGGUCCUGUUCCCCGGCCUUGCACGAGGUGACUCGGUGAUGGACUUGGACGUAAUUCGCAGCAUGGCAGAGCGGGUAGGCAUGUUAGCCAAAGUGUCCGAGAGAGAAUUGUCCGUCGCGCUGAACCAGGAACUUCACGCUCUGCACGGCAGCCGGCUGAGGGUGCCGGCCGACUUGCUCACGCCCCCGGCGAAUCCUCGGGAGGAUAUCAUGGGCGAGCUGAGGAGCGAGAUGGUGGACAUGAUGAUAGAGGGCAAGCUAGGUCUGGAGGUGGGUCCAGUCAAGAGCGUGUGGGAUGCUGCUAUGCGGAAGGAGGAAGAGGGGGGUCAAAGAUAGGCCCCUGUUGGCCCCCCUUUUCUCCUCCCAUUGUCUCCUCAUGCAUUGAACUCUCUUGCACCUCG